CGCUUCCGUCCGUCGGGACCGACAUGGCGGCGGCGGCCGCCUUUUCUUCCUCCUCAGUGCUGCGCCCGGGCUUGGCGCCGCUGAGGCGAUGGCGAGCCCUCUCGCACCCGGCGCCCCGGCCCGCCUACAGCACCAGCAGCUCCCCUCGCAGCGCCGCCAGUGAUGAAGCAACCAUUAUCUCAGGGACAAAGCUUGCUAAACAAGUUUUGAAAGAAGUUCAAAGGGAUGUAGAAUCAUGGAUAUCCUGUGGAAACAAGAGACCUCAUCUCACGGUCAUAUUAGUAGGAGACAAUCCAGCUAGUCAUAUCUAUGUCAGAAACAAGAUAAAAGCAGCUGCAGCUGUAGGCAUUUCUAGUGAGAUCAUACUGAGGCCUAAAGACAUUUCUCAGGAAGAACUCUUAGAUAUGACGGUAAAACUCAACAAGGAUUCAACAGUUAGUGGUUUAUUAGUUCAGCUACCUCUCCCAGAUCACAUAGAUGAACGGACAGUUUGUAACGCUAUCGCACCUGAGAAGGAUGUGGAUGGGUUCCAUAUCCUGAAUAUCGGACGUCUGUGUCUCGAUCAGCCUUCUGUCAUACCUGCCACUGCUGCUGCCGUGUGGGAGAUCAUAAAACGGACAGGAAUACAAACAUUUGGAAAAAAUGUUGUUGUAGCUGGAAGAUCUAAGAAUGUUGGAAUGCCUAUUUCAAUGCUUUUACAUACUGAUGGAGAGCAUGAAAGGCCUGGAGGUGAUGCUACAGUGACCAUUACUCACAGAUACACACCGAAAGAGCAGCUCAAGAUCCAUACACAACUCGCUGACAUUGUAAUAGUAGCUGCAGGUAUCCCAAAGUUGAUUACAACUGAUAUGGUAAAAGAAGGUGCAGCUGUGAUUGACGUAGGCAUCAACCAUAUCCACGAUCCUCUUACAGGAAAGACCAAAUUAGUUGGGGAUGUGGACUUUGAAGAAGUGAAGAAGAAGGCUGGCUUUAUCACUCCAGUGCCGGGAGGGGUAGGACCUAUGACUGUUGCAAUGCUUCUGAAGAACACACUCAUAGUUGCUAAAAAGCUCAUUUACUAGAGCAAGCGGGCUACCUUCGAAGAUGAAUCCAAGUUGUUCUAUUUAUUGAUACACAAAACAUUUAUUUUUUACUACAAAGAUAUUUAUUUCUACAUUGUAUUUAUUUUUUCAUGUCAACCUGAUGGUUUACAAAAUGUUAAAAUACUUUGUUUUACCUCCUACUGACUUAUUGUGAGCAAAAAUGAUUUGGAGGAUGCAGCCUAUGCAGAUAUGUUGGUGGUGGUGAAUUAUGUGUGUGAAAAUGAAGAAUGAAGCAUGAAUAACAACAAUACCUGUGUGUCUGGGGAUGGGGUGCAGUUACCAAGACCUUUUAAGCACAUCUUUCAAACAGUAUAAAAACUAAGUUUCAGCAUGCUAGAUAUCUUUUCAAAAUAUGGUUUGGGUUCUGAGGUCGUGAAGCACUCCGGGUGUAGUUUGAAAUCUUGAAUUUAUUUUGUUAAAACACUUAGAGAUCGCAGCAAAAAUGUUCAAUCUGAAAGGAGUGAAGGACUGAAAUGUUUGUUUCAGCUGCCAGGCAGUAACAUGGACAUGAAGACAGAUGUUCAGGGCAUGUUUUAAAAUAGUCAUGUAAACUUGAACACUGGUGAAAUGCUGACCUUAAACAUAUGCCAGAGGUGUAUGCAUGAAAAAGUAGCUAGAAUAGAGGCCAGAAUUUUUUUAUUUCCACAUGUGGAUUUCUUUGACAAAAUGUUUUGGUGCAUAAUACCCUCAUCCCACAAAAGGUGACUGGGCUGGAUUGGACUUUAGUUAGGUAGAAUUUAGGUAAAACUACUGUGUGUGUUGGAAUUUUCAGCCAUUUAAUUAUUCUCUUUGUUUUCUGAAACUGCAUGAAGGGUUUGGUUUAUUCAGUCUGUGAUGUAGGAGUCAGCCCUAUGAAUCCUUGGCUACAGUGUUUUGCUGCUUAGAGAGGACUGUGUGGGAUAAUAAGAUCAGUACAUUUCUUUUCCCAAAACUUUUAGUUACAAAGAUGUAUAUAGAAUACUCUCAUGCAAUGUAAAAGUUGGAGCAGAGCAGUUGAACUGAGUGUCUGUAAUAUUGGCAUGAAGAGCCUACCCUGAUUCCCACUGAAGCCAGUGGGAGCCAGUUUGGACUUUUAUCUUCAUGUUUUUGUCUCAGUUGGGAUAACUUUAAUUUUCAUCAAGAGCCUUGGGUGUUUGCUGCUUGAAAGGGGAAGGAAAAAAAACAAACUGUGGCCAAAUAUUAUUUCCAUUAAACAAAAAAAUGUGCUUACUGCAAUAGAAGAAACAAGAUGGAGCAUCACUGCUCUGCUGAUUGUCCUUGUGAUGGACUUUCUGAGAGUUGUGUUUAAUGCAGUGUUUGCAGAAGAGGAGGUCAGGAUCAUGACUAAAUAUAUAAUGCCAAUAAUGCAGACACUUGCUUAUCUGUUUAAAUUUCAGCAGUAGUACGAAUGUUAGGAGGAUGAAGGUGCCUGUGGAGAUAAUGCUUAGACUGAUCAACCCAUCAUUGACUAAGAUGGAAUAAAACUUGUUCACUGUCA
Molecule: messenger RNA, 2559 nt
Organism: Calidris pugnax (ruff)
Lineage: Eukaryota; Metazoa; Chordata; Aves; Charadriiformes; Scolopacidae
Gene: MTHFD2L
Product: methylenetetrahydrofolate dehydrogenase (NADP+ dependent) 2-like
Exons: 8
Coding region: 24-1061 (345 amino acids)
Biological process (GO): tetrahydrofolate interconversion
Cellular component (GO): mitochondrion
Molecular function (GO): methylenetetrahydrofolate dehydrogenase (NADP+) activity; methylenetetrahydrofolate dehydrogenase (NAD+) activity; methenyltetrahydrofolate cyclohydrolase activity
Source: RefSeq, a predicted model, not a curated record